Messenger RNA from Rasamsonia emersonii CBS 393.64, 3879 nucleotides. Its product is annotated as Autophagy protein Atg13. Gene Ontology annotation, cellular component: extrinsic component of membrane; Atg1/ULK1 kinase complex; phagophore assembly site. Lineage: Eukaryota; Fungi; Ascomycota; Eurotiomycetes; Eurotiales; Trichocomaceae. The transcript has 5 exons. Bases 1 to 3879 code for a protein of 1292 amino acids. Gene Ontology annotation, biological process: piecemeal microautophagy of the nucleus; autophagosome assembly; protein localization to phagophore assembly site. The record is from RefSeq and is a predicted model, not a curated record.
AUGGAGCUGCAUCUCCGCGGCGGCCUCUGCAGGGUGCGAGCAGCAGCGUCUCUUGCGUGGUGCGAGAGACGAGAGAGCCAGCAAUUGACAUGUCGUGUGCCGCCUCCCGUCUGGCGAGGCGGCCACUCGGGCAUUUUCGAGCGUGUGUUCAAUCGUCGGCCGCCAUCUGACACAGGCGAGAGACCAGUGCUCCGUCACCAUGCUCUGGCUGCGAUAUGUCUCAGGGCUGAGUCCACCAAGCUUCGAAUUACCUUGGCGACGGUGUCAAGCUGGCUGCAGCUCGCAGUGGAGCCGGCAAGCUCCAGCCAACUGGCCCACCGGGGGCUCGUUCCAAGCGACGAGUUCGCCUUGCCCCGUCGUAAGAAUGACGCGUAUCCUCAGGCGGCCCUCGCAGCGCGUCCCCGGGAGGCGCCAGGCAUGGCUGAGCGAGUGAGGACUGAGGAGAGGCAUGCGACCGCCUGGCGGAUGAUCGGCGGCGGUACGGUAUGGUUUGGAACGGCACGCAAACACCGCCAAGGUAGCCGGUGGUGCCUGCGUCGCGCUGGAUCGUCCAUGCCCCGGACGUAUCGUAUCGAUACGAUACUGACGAUACGCCUUGGCCGUCCUUACCGCCUUGCGCCAGCGGUUAUCGCCAGCGCCCUCCAAAGCUCCCGUCUUCCCUCUCCCCAGCUCAUCGCCAUCCUGCCGCCUCCAUCGCGUUCGCGAUAUAUAUUGAUUUGCGGAUCUUGUCUUCCGGGCCAUUGCUGCCUCUUUCAUCCGGUCCUGGCAGCUGACUGUCCCUGGGCCCCGAUCGCUGCGCCGUGCUGUCGUGCUCGCAGCCACUUGACCGCCCCAGUCCGUCGAGUCACCCGUGUGCGUCACAGGCGCCGUCCGAGAUCCCCCUUUUCUUGGUGGCUUGCAGCAGCUGUUUUUCCCCAUUCCUCUACCAUGCAUCAACAUCCGCGGCCGCCGGUGACGGCGCCACCAACAAGCCCGCCGCGGCCAAGUUCGGCCAGGCUCGACAGCCAAAGAGAUCAGGAUGCCGAAUCGAACAGGCCAUCUUCCAACGCCGGGUCAGAUACUACAAGAGGUCUUGGUAUUGAUCCCGGGGUCGAAGCUUCGGAGCAGGAACAGAAAGCGACCCCUGCCAAGGAGGCCAUGACAAAACUCAAUCAGAUCAUAUCGAACUACCACACAAAAGCCGCUUUGAUCAUCCUACACUCGCGGGUGGACCUUCCACCCGUCUACAGUAAAGGCUCCGAUACCCCGAGAGUCAAUCGCUGGUUCAACGUCGAGCUAGACGAGACGGACGUUCUCCGGGAUAGUCUGCGACGAUGGAGAACCUGCGACGCAACCGACAACCGACCUCCGCCGAUGAUUAUCGAGACGUUCCUGGAUGCCAACGAACUCACGAAUAACCAGAGCCUGGUCAUUCUGGAUGACAAUGGCAAGCGCUGGGACGUGGUCGAGGCCCUUGCGGCAUCUCAAGAUGCUGCAGCUAGCUCCAAUCCAAACGAGGUCAUCUUGGAGCGCUGGAGAGUCGAGCUGGGAGAACCAUCGGGCAAGCCUCCUCCUGAUCUGGCCGCAAUCCUGCCAACCGUCUACAAGAAGAGCAUUGUCCUAUUUCGGUCGUUGUUCACAUACUCCAAGUUUCUGCCCGCUUGGAAGCUUGCCAAACGCAACGGGAAAAUGCGCGCCAGCCCGGCCUUGAAGAUCAAGUAUCGAAUUCGAGAAGCAUCCGCGGCUGAUCAAGGCUCCGGUGCUGACAACUUGACGAUUCCCCUUCAUGGCGGAACCGGUAAGGUGGUCGAGACGUACUCCUUCGGUACGACGGAGUCGCCUGCCGGUCCCUUCUCAGUGCAGGUAACCUAUCGCAUCAGCUGCGACUUCCGGGUGGACGAUUCUGAAGCGCUGCUGAGUUCUCGGUUCAUGGGGGCCGACGAUGACUUCUUCCGCCCUUCGUUGCCCACGGAAGAAUCGAACCGGGUUGGCGCCCAGGAGUCAGAAUCCCUGCCGCUAGAAAGAAGAGGGCCUGUUGAGCAACCGGAUCGGACCCGAGCCUAUGGAAGUUUGUCCACUUUCCACCAGGUCGGUCCGACAACCAGCGCCAGUCCCAUAUCCACCCUGCGAGCUGCACGGGAGUUAGGGACGACGUCUCCAUCUCCUUCAGCAUCUCCUCCACAGAAGCUUCUACCGGCGGCCAAGAUUGGACCGGUCGGACGCGCUGCAGCGCUGGCUGGGGAGGGCAGUUCCGGCGUGACCAGACGUCCAUCCCUUUCCUUCCAGCCGUUCAAAGCUCCGCCGUUAUCCGCAUCGCCUUCGCUGGUUGACCCUCCUCUUGGAGCGUCUCCCCGCGUAGGGUCUGGUCGUACGUCUGCACCAGCCACUUCCGCCGACACCAAAAGUAUGCCCCCGCCUACGGAGGCAGCCUCGGCCAGCCGUAAACCAGCUACGGUCCCUCCUGAGCAAGCAAUAGCCUCUUCUACUUCAGCCUCUCCCAAACCUGCCCCCAUAUCAAGGUACAGCAGUUCGUUCAGCCACCGUCGUGGAAGGCUGUCGUCCGGAGGGACCAACCGGACAGAUGAUGACAACAAUUCCAGCGGCAAAGCCAGCGCAACCUCGUCAAGUGCGCAGCCUGGAUCCGGAAUCCUGGCGGAAGUCACUGGCACGAGCGGCGAUUCUCUUCACGCCGAUGACGAAAACAUCUCCGACUUUUUGAAGAUGCUGGAUUUACGCAAGGAUCUCUUGAAUCCCGUCAAAGCGGCGGCGGUCGAUGCAGCCACUCGCAGGACGUCGGCGGCGUUGACUCGGUUUCAACGGAUGCGGGAUUCCAACGCCGCGCUGUCGGACUCCAUGUCAUCCUCGCUGCUUCUCCAUCGCUCGUCGGCGUCGUCGAGUCGCCAGUUAUCCAACGUUCCACCGAUGGUCGCGGGAACUUCGAUAUCGACAUCCUCAUCCCCUGGGAAACCGAUUUCCCCCCACACGCCUCACACUCCCGCAAUACCAUCACGCCUGAGUUCCAACAGCAUUGUCAGUUAUGAUGACCAGGAAGCGGAAUGUCCCGACCGGCCACUGGAAGUCGAGCAUGAUUCCCCCGCGGAAGAGAAUGCCAACGAUGAGACAACACACCGUGCAACUCGAUCCGGGGCGAACGCCAUCGACAUCCCCAAGUCUCCUCGGCCAUUUGGGCCGAGUUUCCGGCGUUCGAGUUCCGCUGCCCAGCAUCGUCGUGCUGCUACUGUCGGGGGCGAUGACGAUGAAAUCUUCCCAUUUGGGAUGCGGAGUGUCAGUCUCGGUGCUGAGGAACGAUCUCAUCUAAGCCUCAGUGCACUUUUACGACAGCAAGAGUUUGAGAACACCACGACCAAUCCGGAUCAACCAUGCCCGGACGCGCAACAACCCUCGUCCAUCAACGAAGAUUCCGCCAACCCCGGUGCCGUGGGUUCCGGACCAACGGCCGCAUCCACCUCGUCCAAUCACCCUUACCAGGCUCGCUUCUCCCACAGUCGGGGUCGAGGUUCCUCCGGUGGCCCGCAGUCGCAUAGCUCGACGUCGAGCAGUUACCCGCGGGGAAGUGCAAUCCCAUCACACCUCGCCGAGCGCGAGCGAGAUCGUGAAGGCAGUGCCAGCGGAAGCAAUAGCGGAAAUUCGAUGGCGGAUAUUCGACGCGGCACGGGCCAUCGAUCAAGCUCUGGCCGCUCUACGGCUCCGCCUACGACGUCGUUCGAGGAAGACGAACCGCUACUGUUUGCCAUGAGCGACUUUGGCAUUUCGCGGCGAAGUUUGGAGGAGGGCAGACGAAGCAGCGUUGGAGCGGAGUCCGGUGGAAACUCGGGCGGAUCCAGGCGUGGUAGCGGGAGGCGCGGCACAGGCCUGCCGAGUUUUCACGCUUGGCAAUGA